GUGUAUUUGAAUGGUUUAAUGUCUGACGAGGAUACAUUAGUUCGUGUAAAACAUCGUCGAGAGAAGAGCAACUCAAUUGGGCACGUUGGUAAUGGCACUGCUCGACGUCUCCGCGUUAGAAGCACCGCUUCAUCAACAACUACCGAAGGCGAUGAUGCCAGUAAUAGUGCAGGAGCAGUGGAUUCAGAGGAGGAAGACGACGAUGGAUCAUGCCCCUCACAUGAAAGCUUCGUAGACCUCAAAGACUCCGUUCGUGAAUGCCUCGAAAAGGAGCCGGGCGAGCGAAAUAGCGAGGAUUUAGCUGUUUUAUUGGAUUUUAUGCAACAUAUGUCUUCAUUCGCGUCCCUUCCAAUGUCUAUAAAGCGACAACUGUGUUUGAAGAUGGUUUUUGCUGUGGUUAACGACGCGGGAACGGUUGUAAUGCAUCACAAUGAAAAGUUGGAUGCUUGGAGCGUAUUCAAAGCAGCUUCAGUGUUGUACUUUUGGGAUUUAAAUGUUUCAUCCAAAGUAGCGAUCGAAAACCUAUAG
Molecule: messenger RNA, 528 nt
Organism: Strongylus vulgaris
Lineage: Eukaryota; Metazoa; Nematoda; Chromadorea; Rhabditida; Strongylidae
Source: the annotation of a GenBank genome assembly